Molecule: messenger RNA, 1311 nt
Organism: Sesamum indicum (sesame)
Lineage: Eukaryota; Viridiplantae; Streptophyta; Magnoliopsida; Lamiales; Pedaliaceae
Product: zinc finger CCCH domain-containing protein 1
Biological process (GO): snoRNA splicing
Cellular component (GO): U2-type spliceosomal complex
Molecular function (GO): metal ion binding
Source: RefSeq, a predicted model, not a curated record
AGUUUUUUCUAAAAGAUGGACUGGCCCAUCUAUGAGAGGAGAAGAAAAGAGAAGAGGCGAGCAGAGGAGAAAAAAGAGAGCAACAGAGUGAAGGAGAGUACGAAGAGGGGCGAAGAAGACCAGAAAAAGAAUUCAAAAGACGCGGCGAUGCAGGGAGACGAAGCAGAUGGAGGUGGCGCCGCCGCCACUGAUGACGGCGUGACUGUCUGCAAUUUCUUCAGGAAACCAUCAAAGGCCAAGAACAUUAGGAAACGAACUGCUUUAGAAGAGGGAGAGGGUGAUGAUGAAGAUUCUAAAGUCGAGAGUUCGGUGGUGUACAAUAAGAAGAAGCUAGCAGCAGCUGACAACAAGCUACACUUUUCUAGUGGGCCGUCGAAGCAUUCUAAAGAGGCUGAAGUGGAGAAACCAAAAGCUUCAGUUUUUGAAUAUGAGUCUUCCAAAGAAAUUCAGGUUCAUAAUGAUAGUAGAGCCACAGCCACUUUGGAAACAGAGACUGAGUUCUCAAGAGAUGCUCGGGCUAUCAGAGAAAGAGUUCUCAAGCAAGCUGAAGAGGCUUUGAAAGGGAAGAAGAAGAGUGACGGUGAGGACAAGUUAUAUAAAGGGUUACACGGGUAUACUGAUUACAAAGCUGGGUUCCGGAGAGAGCAAACUGUUGCCAGUGAGAAAGCUGGUGGAUCCCAUGGACCACUGAGAGCUUCUGCCCAUAUAAGAGUCUCUGCGAGGUUUGACUAUCAGCCAGACAUUUGCAAAGAUUAUAAAGAGACUGGUUAUUGUGGCUAUGGUGAUUCGUGCAAGUUUAUGCAUGAUCGUGGUGAUUACAAGUCAGGUUGGCAGCUUGAGAAGGAGUGGGAGGAAAAAGAGAAGGCACGGGCAAAAAGAAUGGCUAUGGGACUGAAGGAGGAUGAUGAUGAGAGGGGCUCUGAGUCGAGUGAUGAAGAUGAUGAUUCACUACCAUUUGCAUGUUUCAUUUGUAGGGAACCUUUUGUAGAUCCUGUUGUGACGAAGUGCAAACACUAUUUCUGCGAGCAUUGUGCAUUGAAGCAUCAUGCAAGAAACAAGAAGUGCUUUGUGUGCAAUCAGCCAACGAAUGGGAUAUUCAAUACAGCCUUUGAGAUACGCAAAAGAAUGGCUGCUGAAAGAAAAUAACGGGUCAAAUGUAUACCACAAGAACCAUGUCUUGGAGAGUCUGUUUGUUUUAUCUUUUCGAUGUAAUCUCUUUGUUAGUACUAAUUUUCUUUUUUGACACGAGCAUUGUAUUUUUGAUUGCUCAUUGUUUCAUAUGAAAGAACCGUAAAAGUUCUACUCCUGAUG